GCCAUUACGUUCCUGAUUCGAAGGAAGGAGGUAAUGUGGUUGAUCGAACAGAGCCAAAAACACUUUUGGUACAAGGAAUAUGACACAUAUGGGCGGAAGAUUAUGGAUGACCUUGAUAAAAGAAUUACACAUCUGAUACUGUUUUACGUACUACUGAUUUAUGCCACAAGCUUUGUAUACAUGUUGUAUGGUAUCACUGAGAGUGUCGGGAAGGCUGGAGAGGACAGAAUUCAUCCAAUAAGAUUCAGAUUGCUUAAAAAUCCCACGACAACGCCAUAUUAUGAAGUAGUAUUCGUAUUAGAGACAGUAUCAACGACGCAUAUGGGAAUUUGCUUCUGCAGUUUCGAUAAUUUCUUGUAUGUACUAUCCAUGAACAUUGGCGGCCAGUUCAAAAUCUUACGAAAUAAAAUGGAGACGAUAUUCAUUCGCGAUGAUUCAAAGGGAAAAUCAAUUCAAACUUACCACGAGUUCAAGAAAUGCAUAGCUCAUCAUCAUCUACUCAUCUCGUUCGUGAACAAACUGGAAUGUGUCUUCUGCUUUCCUUUAAUAUGCCAGUUGCUAAUAUCCAGCAUAGUGUUGUGUGUCGCAGGAUUUCAACUAUCCACGCAUAAUGAAGUGUUAAUGAAGAAAGUAUUGUUCCUGGCUUAUAUCUUUGGUGGUUUCAUACAAAUAUUCUUGAUAACGAUGAACUGCAACAAUAUAAUGGAUGAAAGCGGCGCCAUAGGGAACGCGAUAUACAAUUCCAAUUGGGCAGAAACAUCGUACGAUGAAUUCAAUCAAUUCAGGAAAGACAUGGUUACCGUAAUGCUACGAUCAAAAUGUCCUUGCAAAGUUACAGCUGCAAAAUUUUUUCCAAUUUCCCUUCAAUCGUUCACGAAUGUGUUAAGUACCACUGCAUCUUAUCUUACCCUACUACGUACAAUGGCCAACGAAGAGCAAUGA
Molecule: messenger RNA, 942 nt
Organism: Eufriesea mexicana
Lineage: Eukaryota; Metazoa; Arthropoda; Insecta; Hymenoptera; Apidae
Product: odorant receptor 13a-like
Exons: 5
Coding region: 34-942 (302 amino acids)
Biological process (GO): sensory perception of smell; detection of chemical stimulus involved in sensory perception of smell
Cellular component (GO): plasma membrane
Molecular function (GO): olfactory receptor activity; odorant binding
Source: RefSeq, a predicted model, not a curated record